CACAGGAAGAGCUGAUAGUGUUUAAAGAAAGAGUUGAGAUCAUAUACUGAAGAGAAAGACUGAGAGACAGAGAGAAUGUCUGAUAAUAAUCAUCUGUGUCUGCUGGGACUGAUCUUUCUCUCUUCACUUCUCACAGGUGUCAGUGGAGUGGAUGAGACUCAUGUGUUCAUCAGUUCUGGUGGAAACGUCACUCUUCCCUGUAAUAAUGCUGUUCCUGGCUGUAACUCAACUGUAUGGAAUUAUAAUAACAGAUUCAGAUAUUCAGCAGCAGUUGAACUAAUUGCUUUAGGGAUAAAGAAGAAAGACACAGAGAGACAUGAGAGACUGAGUCUGGGGUCUGACUGCUCUCUGAACAUCAGGAACAUCUCAACAGAAGAUCAUGGAUCGUACAUCUGUCAACAAUGGACUGGUGAGGGUGGACCACGACUAAGACCUGAUGCUGGUGUUUAUCUGCAUGUUCUUCAUGUCUCAUCCUCACACACUGAGAUCAGUUCAGGUCUCUCUGUGACUCUCUUCUGUCGGCUGUAUUCAUAUCCUCAAGUCUCUUGUGAAUAUUGGAUCCGUUCUGAGAGAAUUGAUCUGUUCUGGGUGAAUCAGGCUGGUGUUAAACUGAAUAUAUCAGACUCCAGAUAUCAGAUAUCAUCCUCAUCAGAUCCCUGUAUCAUCUCUCUGAAUAAAACACUCCUGAAUGAAGAUCACAACAGAGAGUGGAGAUGUGAAGUUACUCAGAGAGAUCAAGUCAAGACCUCAGUCACAUACACUGUCAAGAGUUCAGCUGGAGCUGAUUCAACAACAGCAGUGAACACACACGUAAUUAAAGAGAUUUUGACCAUUCUUAAGACUGCAGUGUUUGCUGCUCCUACUGUGAUUCUUCUUCAGAUCAUCUGUGCAAGAAGAGCUGGAAAGAAGGACUUGCAGCAGACAGAGGAAAUAGAGAUUAAUACAAUAAUAUAAUAAAAUAUUCUACAAAUAACAGGACAUAUUUAAGAUUUAUAAUCAUCUCUAUGAACAUUAUGGAUAUUUGCAUACAGUUUUUAAGGAUAUUUUCCAGUGUUCCAUACUGUACUGAAUACAUAAAAUAUAAUUAAAUAAUAUAAAUAAAA
Carassius gibelio (silver crucian carp) is the source of this 1103-nucleotide messenger RNA. RefSeq lists its product as uncharacterized. Gene Ontology annotation, biological process: T cell activation; interleukin-15-mediated signaling pathway; positive regulation of ERK1 and ERK2 cascade. Bases 76 to 954 code for a protein of 292 amino acids. The record is from RefSeq and is a predicted model, not a curated record. The transcript is spliced from 6 exons. Gene Ontology annotation, molecular function: MHC class II protein binding; protein tyrosine kinase binding. Gene Ontology annotation, cellular component: external side of plasma membrane; membrane raft. Lineage: Eukaryota; Metazoa; Chordata; Actinopteri; Cypriniformes; Cyprinidae.